Torulaspora globosa is the source of this 309-nucleotide messenger RNA. RefSeq lists its product as uncharacterized. The transcript has a single exon. Lineage: Eukaryota; Fungi; Ascomycota; Saccharomycetes; Saccharomycetales; Saccharomycetaceae. The record is from RefSeq and is a predicted model, not a curated record. Bases 1 to 309 code for a protein of 102 amino acids.
AUGAAAGCUCAAGCUGUGACACCCAAGAGGGCACUACGGCAGACGGUACAAGCGUGUGUGCUUCUACUAGCCAUCUAUCUAAUUUUAAGGCAUUUCCUAGUCUGUGAGUACCCGUUCAGAUGGUUCAAGAGGAAUUUUAGGGCUCUAGCGAAGCUUGCCCAACAAGAAGCUCUUACAGCACAAGAUGGUCCAAGCCAAAUCAUUUCAGAUCCCGUAUUUGACGUGGAAGAUGCAAAUCCGAUUGAUACCACCAGACUAGUCUGCUUCCUGCUAGUUUGUUGUGCCUGUGUCGUGCCCUUUCUCUACUAG